Messenger RNA from Morchella importuna, 1203 nucleotides. RefSeq lists its product as uncharacterized. Bases 1 to 1203 code for a protein of 400 amino acids. The transcript is spliced from 2 exons. Gene Ontology annotation, biological process: L-histidine biosynthetic process. The record is from RefSeq and is a predicted model, not a curated record. NCBI's taxonomy places the organism in Eukaryota, Fungi, Ascomycota, Pezizomycetes, Pezizales, Morchellaceae. Gene Ontology annotation, molecular function: L-histidinol-phosphate:2-oxoglutarate transaminase activity; pyridoxal phosphate binding.
AUGACCGCUAGCACCUCCCCCUUCAACCUCGAGACUUGUGCUCGCCCCAAUAUCCUCAAACUUGUCCCAUACCGAUGUGCGCGCGACGACUACAAAGAUGAUGGCACCAAUAUUCUCCUUGACGCAAACGAGAAUGCCUACGGCCCUUCACUCCCCUUGACUGCUUCCUCGACCGCCGAAACCGCCGGUCUCAACCGCUACCCCGACCCGCACCAACAUGUCCUCAAGAGCGCCUUCUGCGCCCUUCGCAACACUAAUCCCACCAAGCCUCUAACCCCCGAGAAUCUUUUCCUCGGUGUCGGGAGUGACGAAGCAAUUGAUGCCCUCCUCCGAUGCUUCUGCACCCCCGGAAAGGACAAGAUCCUUACCUGCCCGCCCACCUACGGCAUGUACUCUGUCUCCGCGCAGGUCAAUGACAUUGAGGUCGUUAAGGUUGAUCUCAACCUCGAGAGCGGUAACCUCGAGCUCCGCCCCGACUCUAUCAACGAGGCCUUGUCGCAGGACGCCAAUAUCAAGGUUGCCUACAUCUGCUCCCCCGGUAACCCUACCGGUGCAUUGGUGGAUCCCGAGGCAGUGAAGAAAGUCCUUGCACACCCAACGUGGAACGGUGUUGUGGUGGUGGAUGAGGCAUAUGUAGACUUUGCGCCAGAAGGGAGCUCACUUGCACCCUGGGUCGUAGACUACCCCAAUCUGGUCGUCAUGCAGACCCUCAGUAAGGCGUUUGGGCUGGCCGGCAUUAGACUCGGAGCGGCCUUCACAUCGCCGCCAAUCGCGCAGCUGUUGAACAACUUGAAGGCGCCAUACAGCAUCUCGACACCUACGUCGUCACUUGCAUACACAGCGCUCUCGGAGGCAGGGCUUGUGAUCAAGAGCGAGAAUGUUGCCAAGAUCCUCUCACAGAGGGCCCGUCUCCUCCAGGAGCUGCCUAACGUUCCAGGAAUCGGGAGAUUUCUCGGAGGAUUCGAUGCUAACUUUAUCUUGGUGGAGAUACUGGAUAGGCCGGGCGGCAAGCCGUCUAAUACUGUUGCGUUGGCGGCGUAUAAAGGGCUUGCGGAGACCCGUGGGGUUGUUGUGAGGUUCCGGGGCGGCGAGAAUGGAUGCUUUGGAUGCCUCAGAAUGACCGUGGGUACAGAGGAUGAGAAUGGAAGGCUGCUGGAGAGAUUGAGGGAGAUUUUGGGGGGCAUCUAUUCAGCGAGUGCGUAA